Lactuca saligna is the source of this 564-nucleotide messenger RNA. The record is from the annotation of a GenBank genome assembly. Lineage: Eukaryota; Viridiplantae; Streptophyta; Magnoliopsida; Asterales; Asteraceae.
AUGCCGAAUUGGAUUACGGAGAGAAGCAAUGGGCCAUCAAUAUCAUUUACCAUUCCAUCAUCUUCUAACAACCUCACAGGAUUGAAUUUUUGUUGUGUGCUGGCAUCUCCAUUCCAUCAACAACCGUUAAAUAAUUUACCAAAGAUCAUAAUCAGUAAUAUAACAAAGACCCGCACCUGGAUAUGCCACCACUACCUUGAAAUGGUAUUUCUCCGUAGAAAUGGUUUGACGUUGUUAAGCCAUUGGAUGUUUGGGAUGAAUGAGAUGGAAUGUGGCGACCAUGUUACUGUUACUGUGAGGUGGACACCACAUGAUAUUGGUGAUGCAGUUAUCAAGGAGUGUGGGAUGGUGCCCGCUUUAAAGAGCGAGUGCAGUUCAGAGCUCUCUCUGGAAGAAAGUCUCUACUGGAGAAUGACCCCUAAGGUUAUAACAAGAAUCGCCUACAGAGCAAAAUUCUUGGGAGCAUGGGAACGAGGGUAUGCAACUUUCAUUAGAGGCCUCUUGAAUUUAUUUAAACCAUAUUCAUCUACUUACAAACACGUCUAUACAAAUGUUUGACAUGCU